This is a messenger RNA of Hordeum vulgare subsp. vulgare (domesticated barley), 1487 nucleotides long. RefSeq names its product zinc finger protein ZAT1-like. Gene Ontology annotation, biological process: regulation of DNA-templated transcription. The record is from RefSeq and is a predicted model, not a curated record. Bases 304 to 1188 code for a protein of 294 amino acids. NCBI's taxonomy places the organism in Eukaryota, Viridiplantae, Streptophyta, Magnoliopsida, Poales, Poaceae. The transcript has a single exon.
UACCAUUAAUUCAGAACAAUAACUCUGCAAUACGCAUACGCUUUCUACAGCCCAAAUACGUAGUAGUACCAGCGGCGUAAUAAGUCGAGAAUACGGGGAGCGAUCGGGAAAAUCGGAUGGUGCAAAAGGGAAAAUCUGGUGGAAGCUUGGCAGUUCCGCGAUAUCCCCACGGAGGCGGCUCCUCCUGGCCCUCCUACUCUCUCGCACACUCCGUUUCCCUUCCUUCCUUCCUCCAAAAGCUUGUAUUUUUAGGGAGCUGAUCUCCGUCGACCCAGCUCGCGCUCUCCCCCUCUCCCUCUCGCCAUGGCCAAGAACACAUGCAAGCUCUGCAGCCGCCGCUUCGCCAGCCCCCGCGCGCUCGCCGGCCACAUGCGCUCCCACUCCGUCAAGGUCGCCGCCAGGGCGCAGCAGAUCUCGUCGGCCUCCUCCGCGUCCACCUCCUUCGCCGCCGGGGAUGACGACGCCGACGCCAAGAUGGCCAUCCAGGCCUACGUGCUCCGCGACAAGCCCAAGCGGAGGGUGCGCCUCGCCGAGUCCGACUUCUCGGAUCGCGAGAGCGAGGCGGAGUACCCCGCGCCCGACGCCAAGCGCGUGCAUGCCGGAUCGCGGGACGCCGAGCCGGUCAGCUCCGUGUCCGACGCCGCCACGCCGGAGGAGGACGUCGCGCUGUCCCUCAUGAUGCUCUCCCGCGACUCCUGGCCCACGGUGGCGUGGCCGCGGCCGUCCUACUUCUACCACGACGCCGGAGAAGCCGCGCCCCCGGCGGCCGCGGAGCAGAAGCGGACGCGGUUCCAGUGCCCCGCGUGCAAGAAGGUGUUCCGAUCGUACCAGGCGCUGGGCGGCCACCGCGCCAGCCACGUCCGCGGCGGCAGGGGCGGCUGCUGCGCGCCCCCGCCGAACCCGCCGCCGCCUCCUGCUCCCACUCACCUGCAGCCAUUGGUGGAAUGCGAGGAGGGCUCGAAGCCGCCGCCGCCGCACGAGUGCCCCUACUGCUUCCGCGUGUUCACCUCAGGGCAGGCCCUCGGCAGCCACAAGCGGUCGCAGCUCUGCACAGCCGCCGGCGUGGCCGAUCCUGCGGCGGCGAUCAAGAGCCUCGGCCUCAUUGACCUCAACCUCCCGGCGCCGUUCGAGGACCUGGAGGUCUCCGCCGUGUCAGAUCCCUUCCUCUCCGCAAGGCCAGGCUACUGAAAGCAAGCAGAGCAAUCCAGCAAUUCCUUGGUGUUGGUUGGUUGGUUGGUUGAUUCCAGUGGAGAUAGAUGAUUCGGGGUUAGGAUCAAAAAAGGGGAAGAAAACUGGCUGCCGGAGCUGUACUUCUCCCUCAGCUGUGGUGUGUCUUUUUGUUUGUUUCAAGCUAUGGAACAGAGUAGAUCGGGCCAACAAACAGAGCCAGCUACAUACUUACUAGCUAUUGUUUUUUUUCCGCUUCAUCUCGGUAGCCUAGCAAGAAAACAGUGAAUGGAAAAAAAAGGUGCAAAAUUUUAGCUAAA